ACACACAGCCAGGAAGUCAGCAGGGUCAACCCAGUUCACUACAUCCGUGUUUUUCGCACAAGACAGGUACAAGGUGUACGACACUUAAAGGAAGUCGUACAUGGUCUCGUCUCCCGCUGCAGGACCGAGAACAAGCUGAGUUGCUGAGCAGGAACUGGAGAAAUAACAACAUGGGGAGCAAAUGCUCUUCCCUCAGAAGAGACAAAACAAAGAGAGACAACAAAACAAACCAAAAGAAAGAGGAAGUUUCCGACACAGUGAAAGAACAUUCUCCUCUCCUCCAAAGACAGACUCUGCAGGACAAAGGGGAACAUCUUGAGGCUGGAUCGGUGAAUGAGACUCCAUGCAGCCAAGCUGGAUUCACUUCCUCAGAACAAAAUGACUUCAGUGAAAGUCUGGCAAACGAGUACACGUUUGCAGGCGUUCAUAACCCGAGCCCUUGCCUGUCUGAUUUGGAAUCAUCCGCUGCAGAGCAGAAAGAAGCUGACUGGUUGGACAACAACAGGGCUGAUCUCAUUCAGAACAUCACUGAAGUGAUGCCCAUAGCAGAUCUGAUGCUUCAGAGGGGAAUUAUCCAUAAAGAGAUGUACAACCGAAUCAAGAGUGAAACUGUGGCGCAGGAUGGGAUGAGGGAAAUCUUCAGCACUACCACGUGUACAAAAACUAAAUCUGCCUUCUACAGAAUCCUCCAAGAAAUUCAUCCUGAGAUAAGUCCUAAAGAUUUCAUCAAAGAAGUCGUCAGAAGGAACAAAGAAUAUUUGAGGGAAAAGUGUUCGUGGCAGCUUGAAGGCACCGGAAAAUCUCGUGACGAUGAAAAACCACUGGACAAGAUUUUCACAGAGCUUCACAUUGUUCAAGGAGAGAAUGAAGAUAUCAAUAAACAACAUGAGAUUUGGGAAAUUGAAGAUAAAUCAAGGAACCAAACAGCAAAGGGGAUUAAAAUCAACUGCAAUAAUAUCUUUAACACCACUCCAGAAAACACAGCAUCAUUUAAGCGAGAUGAAAGAAGAGUGAAAACCAUCAGGACUGUGAUGACCAAGGGAAUAGCUGGAAUUGGAAAAACUGUCUCUGUGAAGAAGUUCAUUCUUGACUGGGCUGACGGUCGUGCCAAUCAGGACUUGGACUUCAUUUUCAUGUUUCCAUUCAGGGAGCUGAAUCUGGUCAUAAAUCAGGAGUUUAGCCUUGAGGAACUAGUGAGGGAAUUCCAUCCAAAGCUUAGUGUCAAAGCAGCUGCAAUAAUAUUUUCAGAAAUAAAAACGUACAAAGUCUUGUUCAUUUUUGAUGGUCUCGAUGAAAGUCAGCUGAAACUGAAAUUCAAAGACACCAAAAGACUCUCAGAGCCCUCAAAGAAAUCCUCAGUGGACACUCUGGUGACCAACCUUAUCCGAGAGCAUCUUCUUCCUUCUGCACUUGUCUGGAUAACAUCAAGACCAGGAGCAGUUCAACGUAUCCCUCGAGAGUAUGUUUACCUUUGGACGGAGGUCAGAGGUUUUAAUGAUCCACAAAAGAAGAUCUACUUCAGGAACAGAGUUGAGGACAAGGACGUUGCUGAAAGAAUCAUCAACCUCAUCACCAUGUCACGAAGCUUAUACAUCAUGUGUCACAUCCCCAUCUUCUGCUGGAUUGCCUCAAAAGUUCUUGAGUAUUUGCUUUUAAAAUCAGGCAACACUCAAGAGGAAACCAUAAAGACACCGACAACUCUCACCGAGAUGUACUCGCACUUCUUUCUUAUCCAGAUGACGGUUGCUACUGACAAAUACGACGGAGAGGAGAAGACUGAAGCAGAGGAGAUCUUCAAGUCAAAUGAGGAGUUCAUCUCCAGAUUAGGCAGGUUGGCAUUUGAAAAGUUGGAAAAAGGUGAAAUCAUCUUCAGUGGGGAAGAUCUGAAAAAGUACGGCAUUGACAUGGACAAAGCUGGAGUCUACUGUGGAUUCUGUACAGCGAUAUUCAAAGUGGAGAGUGUGUUCAAUACCAAGAAACUCUACUGCUUUGUGCAUUUGACAGUCCAGGAGUAUUUUGCAGCUCUCUUUGUGUACCGAAGUUUCGCAAGAAAAUCCAUUGAGUCUCCAAUCCUCAAGAAUUUCUUGCUGGUAGGAUCUGAUGAGGAUCUUGAGUCUGUCCUGGAUGCAGAUCCAGUUGAUCUACCCCUAGAUGAGUUGAUGGAAAUUGCAAUAGCUAAUUCAGCUCCAAGAGAAACGGGAGAACUGGACAUGUUCCUCAGGUUCCUAAUUGGUUUGUCCUUACAGUCAACACAAAAACUGCUUUACGGCCUGAUUCAGCAGACAGAGGAACACUCUGAAGUUGUUGAAGAGAUUGUGAAGAGUCUAAAAGAAAUAGAUCUAGAUAACUGCUCACCUGAAAGAUGCCUGAACCUUGUCCACUGCCUGGUUGAGCUGAAGGACACUGCCAUACAUGAUGCUGUCCAGCGGUAUCUUGCACCAAAUCAGAGUCCAGAAACACAACUCUCCCCUGUUCAGUGUUCAGCUUUGGCAGAUUCCAUUCUCAUGUCCUCUACACCUCUGGAUGAAUUCAACCUGAUGAAAUUCAGGCCGACAGUAAAAGGUAUUUUACGGCUUCUCCCAGCUGUGAGGAACAGCAGGAAAGUAACAAUCUCAGAUGUGUUUUUCCGUUCUCGGGAGUGUGAAGCAAUCUCUUCAGCUCUGCAGAUGCCAAACUCUGUGCUGACUGAACUGCAUCUGGUAAACAAUGACUAUUCUGAUAACCACAUUCACAUCUUGGCUAACGCACUAGUAAAUGCACAGUGUCAACUCGAAGCUCUCAGUCUCUCAGGGUACGGCGUAUCACUUGUGCUAAAUCAACUGGCACCGAAUAUUAAACCAGUCAUCUCAAAUCUAAGAGAGCUGGAGCUAAGUGACAUGCGGACAACUUCAUUGAUCUCCGUUACCGCUGCUGGGCUGAUCAACCCUAAACUGGAGAAACUCAGGCUGAAACGAAACAUUGGAAUCUCUGAUAUCUGCAAGGAGAUUGCAACAGCAUUCACAUCCAAACCAUCCAACCUGCGAGAGUUGGAACUGAGUUACAGCAACUUUACAGAUUCAGAGAUGGAAGUCCUCUCAAGAGCACUGACGAGUGCCAACUGUAAACUGGAGACACUGAGUCUCAGUCACAACACAUUGACUGUGGAAAGCUGUAAGAUGUUGGGCUCAGAACUCAGCUCCAGACCUUCCCGUCUAAGAGAGCUGGACCUGAGCUACAAUGACCUGCACAGCUCAGGACUGAUGGAGCUCUGUAAUCCACUGAUGAGCCAACACUGCAGCUUGAAAACUCUGAGGUUGUGUUUCUGUAAAGUGACAGGAGAUGAAUGUUCCUCUGUGGUGUCGGCUCUGAGGUCUGACCACUGCAAGCUCAGAGAUCUGGACCUGAGCUUCAAUUACCUCACUGAUCAACAAGUCAAACUGCUGACUGAAAUACAGGAGGAUUCACGCUGCAGUCUGGAGAACCUCAAUGUGGACCAUAAUGAAGAAUGCUGGGUAAAUCUGAAGCUACUCAGACAAUACGCCUGUGAUCUGACGCUGGAUCCCAACACAGUUGGAAAGACGAUCAUUUUGACUGAGGAGAACAAAAUGGCAACAUUUGACCCAGAGAUGGAACAAUAUCCUGAUCAUCCAGAUAGAUUUGCUACACCUCAAGUGCUGUGUAAGGAGGCUCUGACUGGUCGUCAUUACUGGGAGGCUGAGUGUUAUAUUUCAGGUGAAGUUGGAGUUGCAUACAAAAGUAUUCCCAGGAAUGGGGACUGUUCAUCUGACUUCACUUUCGGGAAAAAUGAAAAGUCUUGGUGCGGGAACAUUGAGAAUUCUAAUUCCUCUAAUUCAUCUGAAACAGUUUUGGUGUUAAAAACAAGCAACGUAGGAGUGUAUCUGGACUGGCCAGCAGGAAUGUUAUCCUUUUUUGAAGUCUUUCCUGAAACACUGACCCAUCUGUACACUGUACGCACAACCUUCACUGAGCCGCUCCAUCCUGGUUUUGGACUUACAAGUGGAUUUGUUUCCCUCAGGAAAAUACAUAUGGAAUAGUGAAAAGAGGCAAAAGAAAGAUUAAAUAGUGUCUCAACAGUUGCGAAAAGGCUAAGUAGUCACUGACUCAGCAUAAUUGUUUAGGGUAGGUGUCUAAAAAACUGUUUACACUAUAACACAAUACCGCUCUUACCUUCAUCAAUGUGACACAUUAAAUAAAAUGUACUAUGUCAGAAUUCAUGUAGAUAAAGGCCUACUCAGAGGAUGGAGGUGAUGGACUACAGUGCCCCCCCAACAAAAUCUAGUUGAUAUUAACAGAUAUAAACACAUUGCUGAAAAGGGGGCUGUUGUAUCAUACUUUAAUCUCAUGGUACAUUGAAAAAUCACGUGUAAUUGAACUUGAUUAGACCAUUUCUGAGAGUAGCAAAAAAAAACUGUGAAACUGUGGUGUUUUCAAGCCAGCUAAGGUACGUAUCUCUCCAGUUUAUCCUGGAUCAUAUGUGUGGUUCUCUGCCCCGUCAAGCAUGUCCAAAACACCACCUGGGGGUAUAUUACCCACAUCCCCAAACCACCUCAAUUGGCUGUUCUGGAGGUGGAGGAGCAGCAACUCUACUACAAGUCCCUCUUGAAUGGUUGAUCUUAUCACACUAGCUCUGACCAAGAGUCCAGACACCCUGGAUUCAUUUCAGUGGAAGAAAUUAACUUCAGCCAGUAAAUAAACUUGUAAAAAGUCCUGCAAUUUGGCUCAAGUCUCUCUUCAUCACACCAGACUACUAAGGAGUUAGUAUCACUGUACACCUCACGAUGAUCUGCCUGUCAAUCUCCCACUUCAUUUUUUCCUUUACUUUGAACAAGACCUUAAAAUACUACAUAGAAUAGAAUAGAAUAGAACAGAGUAGAAUAGAACAGAGUAGAAUAGAACAUCAACUUUAUUGUCAAACAAAACAUACAGUAGCUAGUGCACACCUGGCUGAAAUUUCUAUGCAACAGCUCGCCAUCGGACUGGUAAAUAAUACAAUUAUAUGAAAUUAGAACAAUUGGAAUAUACAUACAUGUAUAUGUAUAUGUGUGUAUAUAUAUAUAUAUAUAUAUAUAUAUAUAUAUAUAUAUAUAUAUAUAUAUAGCCGCAUCUGAAAUGAA
This is a messenger RNA of Cololabis saira (Pacific saury), 5114 nucleotides long. Its product is annotated as NLR family CARD domain-containing protein 3-like. Lineage: Eukaryota; Metazoa; Chordata; Actinopteri; Beloniformes; Belonidae. Gene Ontology annotation, biological process: regulation of apoptotic process. The record is from RefSeq and is a predicted model, not a curated record. Gene Ontology annotation, molecular function: protein binding.